AUGUCUCAAUUAGUUCUCGUCGCCUCAGCAAUGUCCACUAUGCUUAAGACUCCCGUAAAAACAUAUGAUGAAUGCGUUGCUAAUGGAUAUGAGGUUUUACCUGAACAAAUUUUGGAUAUAAAUACCGUUCAUUCCUUAUUGUUAUUUAGACACGAAACCGGGGAAAGGGAAAGAAACACUGAAUACCGCGAACCUAGUGAAAGCUCCAUACAAAUUUUUGUUAAAACACUUUCAGGAGAAAGUCGGGCAAUGUUCGUCUUCCCAUAUGGCACUGUCCUUAGAUUGAAACAAGAUAUUCAAGCAAUUCUAGGAUAUGACAUCACACAGAUGCGUCUUGAAUUGGCUGGUAGACCAUUAGAAGAUCAUCGAACUCUAGCAUCUUACAAUAUCCAACAUGGCGAUAAUGUGUAUAUUCUAUUUCGAUUAUUAGGAGGAGGGUUUAGUUUUUUUGUUAUCAAUAAAAAUUUUCUAAACAGUAAAUAUGAUUAUGACUUCACGAAUUUGAAAGAUAAAGGUACAACUUUCAUUCGUGGUAAAGUACUAUACAACAGACCUUAUGGAUGGGAAAGAAUAGCACUCAAUGUUUCGGGAAAGUAUGGUUCUGAUGAUAAAUGGUUAGGUUGUGUUGGAAAUAGUUCUGAUGAAUGGCCAGUCUCUUACCAUGGUACUAAUAAAGACUGUGCUGAUUCUAUUGCCGAUAAGGGUUACUUGCUUAGUAAAGGAAAAAGAUUUAAACAUGGGAAAGGAAUUUAUUCAUCUCCUAUAAUUGAAGUGGCUGCAGAUCCAUAUGCUGUUAAAUUUGACCAUAAUGGUGUCAAAUAUAAAAUUGUUUUUCAGAACAGAGUUAACCCUGUGGGGCUAAAAAAGAUCGAUGAUAUUGCAUAUUGGGUUACACCAGAUGAAAAAAAUAUUAGACCUUAUGGGUUAUGCAUAAAAAAAUUCAAUAGUCCAUUGUAUGUUUAUAGGGAUAUAAGUAGCAAAAGCAAUUUUUUUUUAAAAGCUUACAAGAAUGGUCAAAAGUAA
Molecule: messenger RNA, 1023 nt
Organism: Funneliformis geosporum
Lineage: Eukaryota; Fungi; Glomeromycota; Glomeromycetes; Glomerales; Glomeraceae
Source: the annotation of a GenBank genome assembly